AUGGCUCCCUGGGCAAAACUAGCUAUAGUCUCUCUUUUCACCCCCAUCUUGGCUUCCCCGGUACCUGAAGAUAACUCUCAUCUGCAUCAAAGGGCAGCAGAGGGCUAUGAGUCGCCUCCAUACUACCCCACCCCUCCAGGAGGAUGGAUCGCCGAUUGGAGCGAAGCCUAUUCAAAGGCGCAACACAUUGUCAGCAACAUGACACUUGCCGAGAAAGUCAACCUCACCACCGGCACAGGCUUCUUCAUGGGCCCCUGCGUGGGUCAAACGGGGAGCGUUCCCCGAUUUGGAAUUCCAAACAUCUGUCUCCAGGACAGCCCGCUUGGGAUCCGCAAUUCAGAUCAUAACACUGCCUUCCCGCCUGGGAUCACGGUAGGCGCCACAUUCAACAAAGAUCUCAUGUAUGAGCGCGGUGUGGGCAUUGGCGAGGAGGCUCGCGGCAAGGGUGUCAAUAUCCAGCUGGGCCCUUCCGUCGGAGCCUUGGGUCGGAAGCCUCGCGGCGGACGGAACUGGGAAGGAUUUGGGGCCGAUCCCGCCCUGCAAGCCUAUGGAGGCGCUGAGACUAUCAAGGGAAUGCAGAGCACUGGAGCUAUUGCGGCUCUGAAACAUUUCAUUGGCAAUGAGCAGGAAAUGCAUCGCAUGAGCAGUAUUGUGACCCGGGGAUAUUCGUCCAACAUUGACGACCGCACAUUGCAUGAACUUUAUCUCUGGCCAUUCGCCGAGGGUGUUCGUGCUGGAGUGGGCUCCGUUAUGACCGCCUACAGCGACGUCAAUAGCUCCAGUUGUAGUCAAAACAGCAAGCUGCUCAACGGUGUCCUCAAGGAUGAGCUUGGCUUCCAAGGAUUUGUCAUGACUGAUUGGCUGGGUCAUUACUCGGGUGUCCCAUCGGCACUAGCUGGGUUGGAUAUGGCCAUGCCUGGCGAUGGAGCCUUGCCAUUGUUCGGAGACAGCUACUGGGGACCUGAACUCUCGCGCUCCGUCUUGAACGGAAGUGUACCUGUGAGCCGUCUCAACGAUAUGGUCACUCGUAUUGUCGCCACAUGGUACAAGUUUGGUCAGGAUAAACACUAUCCCCUUCCAAACUUCUCGACAAAUACUCAAGACAAGGAGGGUCCGCUUUACCCCGGUGCUCUCUUCUCCCCCAGCGGUGUUGUCAAUCAAUUCGUUGAUGUGCAAGGAAACCACAAGGUCACAGUCCGGAAAGUGGCCCGGGAGGCAAUUACAUUGCUGAAGAAUGAGAUGAAUAUACUUCCUCUUCGUCGCAAUGACUCUCUCAAAGUGUUUGGAAGCGACGCUGGUGGAAACCCAGAUGGACUGAACUCCUGUGUCGACCAAGGAUGCAACAAGGGUGUUUUGACAAUGGGAUGGGGUAGUGGUACCGCCAGGCUGCCUUACCUGAACACACCGCAAGAGGCCAUUGCAAACAUCACCAGCAAUGUCGAGUUUUAUAUCACCGACUCUUUCCCGUCCAGCGUCACCUCCAGUGCUAAGGACAUCGCUCUCGUGUUUAUCAAUGCCGACUCAGGCGAGAACUAUAUCACCGUCGAAGGAAACCCCGGCGAUCGAACACAGGCCGGACUCAAAGCUUGGCAUAAUGGUGAUGAACUCGUCAAAGCUGCAGCGAAUAAAUUUUCCAACGUCGUUGUGAUUGUGCAUACUGUCGGCCCAAUCCUGAUGGAAGAGUGGAUCGAAUUGAAAUCAGUUAAAGCCGUGCUUGUGGCUCACCUCCCCGGCCAGGAAGCAGGCAACUCCCUCACUGACAUUCUCUUCGGCGACUACAGUCCAAGUGGACACAUGCCGUACACUAUUCCUCGUAGCGAGGAUGAUUACCCUGACAGUGUCAGCUUGGUUAGUCAACCAUUUGGUCAAAUCCAAGAUACCUUCUCCGAGGGUCUAUAUAUCGACUACCGUCACUUCCUCAAAGCCAACAUCACACCCCGAUAUCCCUUCGGCCAUGGUCUUUCAUACACCACUUUCAACUUCUCCCAGCCUUCGCUAUCGACCGUGACACCACUCGACACCGCCUACCCACGCAGUAGAACAGUGAAACCAUCGACCCCAGUUUAUGAAAGCGCUAUUCCUGCCGCCUCGGAAGUCGCCUGGUCUUCAUUCACCUUCAACCGUAUUUGGCGCUACCUCUACCCCUACCUGGAUAAUCCCGGAUCAAUCAAAGCGACAGAAAAAUAUCCCUACCCAACCGGUUAUACGACUGAUGCUCACGAGUCUCCACGCGCAGGGGGUGGCGAGGGUGGAAACCCUGCUCUCUUCGAGACAGUAUUCUCCGUACAGCUGCAGGUCCGGAACACCGGCAAGCGAGCCGGCAAAGCUGUACCUCAGCUCUAUGUUGAGCUACCUGCUAGCCUGGGUGACGUGCCUAGGCUACAGCUUCGUCAGUUUGAGAAGACGAAGGAGCUUGCGCCUGGCGAGAGUCAGACUGUUACGCUUGAUAUCACUCGUAAGGAUGUGAGUGUUUGGGAUGUGGUUGUGCAAGAUUGGAAGGCUCCCGUCAAUGGAAAGGGUAUCAAAAUCUGGGUUGGUAGCAGUGUUGCCGAUCUUCCUGUUUUGUGCGUUGUUGGUGGACAGUGCUCUGUCUGA
Molecule: messenger RNA, 2595 nt
Organism: Penicillium salamii
Lineage: Eukaryota; Fungi; Ascomycota; Eurotiomycetes; Eurotiales; Aspergillaceae
Source: the annotation of a GenBank genome assembly